This is a messenger RNA of Brettanomyces bruxellensis, 594 nucleotides long. RefSeq lists its product as uncharacterized. Gene Ontology annotation, cellular component: membrane; cytoplasm; mitochondrion. NCBI's taxonomy places the organism in Eukaryota, Fungi, Ascomycota, Pichiomycetes, Pichiales, Pichiaceae. The record is from RefSeq and is a predicted model, not a curated record. The transcript has a single exon. Bases 1 to 594 code for a protein of 197 amino acids.
AUGGCUAAUAAAUUCAGAUUAACAAAAUUUCAACGUACUAACAAAAUCUCAAUUGCAAUAAAGAUACUUUUUGGAACAGGUGAUGCUUUGGCACAACUACUAUUUCCUAAACCGGGGACCAGCUAUGACUUUGAGCGUACAAUGAGAAAUGCCAUAUAUGGCGGUCUUAUAUUUGCCCCUAUAGUAACCCCAUGGUAUGCCUUUUUAGGUAAAAAAGUCAGGUACCCCUUUAAAACCUUCUUUGGACAUAAGUUUUCAACAUCUCAAGGAAAUCUGCUCAAUGCGGCUACUAGAAUGUCGGCUGACCAGUUGAUCUGGGCACCAUUUGGUGUACCGCUAUAUUUUGCAAGCAUGUCUUUAAUGCAAACCAAGAGUUUGGAAGAAGCCAAGAAAAAUAUUCGAGAAAAGGCAUGGACCACACUUAUAAACAGUUAUCGAGUGUGGCCUCUAUUUCAGAUGGCGAACUUUUAUUUUGUGAAGCCAGACUUUAGGUUGUUCACGGUUAAUAUAGUUAGCAUUUUCUGGAACUGCUAUAUGAGCUUUGUGAAUUACAGAAGUGCUGAUAAGACAUUAAAUUCCGACAAAGCUGCCUAG